AUGCUGCGUGCCGUGUCCGGCAGAGCUUUUCUUGCGCGCGCCGCAGGGGCUCGCUGCGUUGCGGGAACUGCAGGUUUUCAGAGUUUACCGAAGUUUGAGAUUCACGACGUCCGCGACGAUCCCGCACUGGGAACCAUGACGCGUGUGGCGGUUGACGGCAAGGCGUUGUUGAUUUCCCAGUACCCGCAGCUUGGGCCGCGCAAGGUGGACCCGAACGAUUUGAGCCCGCAGUUUGACGCGGACCGCCGCAUCUCGGUAAGGUUGCGUCACGUGGAUCUUGCUGCGUUGGUGUGCGUUUGCCAGAGCCGCGUGCCAAAGCACGAAAUGGCGACCAGGGCCUACACCCUGGUCUUUGAAAAGUCGGUGGACGGUUACCGCCUGCACGGCAAGAUUCAUCGUGUGGCAUCGCAGAAGAUGGAGGAUUGGUCAGUAAACUUUGACAAGCACUUUGCCGUGACGCUGGAUCACUUCCUGGAAAGCGCCCUCACGGAGAGUUUUGGAUUUCGCCAGCACUAUGCCGUGCGGGUCUCUGAGGGUGGCGCACAAGAUGCCGACACCGCUCUAGGAAGCGCUUCUCGCAGACAACAAAGGUUGAGGAACGCAGAAUCGGCACAGCGUGGGUGA
Trypanosoma rangeli is the source of this 624-nucleotide messenger RNA. RefSeq names its product mitochondrial RNA binding protein 1. The record is from RefSeq and is a predicted model, not a curated record. The transcript has a single exon. Gene Ontology annotation, biological process: regulation of DNA-templated transcription. NCBI's taxonomy places the organism in Eukaryota, Euglenozoa, Kinetoplastea, Trypanosomatida, Trypanosomatidae. Gene Ontology annotation, molecular function: DNA binding. Bases 1 to 624 code for a protein of 207 amino acids.